Messenger RNA from Physcomitrium patens, 2331 nucleotides. Its product is annotated as DEAD-box ATP-dependent RNA helicase 16. Gene Ontology annotation, cellular component: cytosol. NCBI's taxonomy places the organism in Eukaryota, Viridiplantae, Streptophyta, Bryopsida, Funariales, Funariaceae. The record is from RefSeq and is a predicted model, not a curated record. Gene Ontology annotation, molecular function: ATP binding; RNA helicase activity; nucleic acid binding.
UAGAGUUUGGAAGGGUUGUAGCAUUGAGCUCCCUUCGGGCUUUGACUCUGCCCCGAACUUCUUCGUGCUGUGUGUGAUUUUGGUGUCGGAGAGGGAGGCGAUGGAGAGGGGCGAUGGCGAGAGUGGGGAGGAAAUGCAGGAGAGGCUGAGUACCAUCGCGGAGCUUAAGCUGGCCGCUGAAGGAGGCCAGGCGGCGCACCCGGGGGGCACGAAGGGGCCUCACGAUGACGACGAGGAGGAAGACGUGGGGUUUGAGGAGAUGGGACUCGACGCUCGGCUGCUGCGAGCGCUCUCGAAAAAGGGAUUAUCAUAUCCUACUCCUGUGCAGGCCAAAGCCAUGCCUCUCAUCCUUGAAGGUAAGGAUGUAGUUGCUCGGGCCAAGACUGGCUCCGGGAAGACGUUGUCGUAUUUGUUGCCGUUGGUGCACAAGCUGCUUGCGGAAGGCGGUUCGAAGAAAGGGCCUCGUGCAAUGGUGCUCGUGCCUACACGGGAGCUUUGCCAGCAGGUGUACGACGAGGCGACUUCGUUGGCGGAAUAUUGCGGUGCCACGCUUAGGGUGGUGCAAUUGGCGACCACUAUGUCGACCGCGACUAUGAAAAUGUCGUUGGCCAGGGUGCCUGACAUUUUGGUUGCGACGCCAGCCCGAAUCGCUGCUUGCAUCAGCCAAAACGUGAUACAACCCGCUGUGCUUGAGGAGUCCUUGGCGAUGCUCGUGUUGGAUGAGGCGGACUUGUUGUUUUCGUAUGGCUAUGAAGAGGAUUUGCGGAGCCUUGCUGUAUAUGUUCCUCGGAAGUGCCAGUGUUUGCUUAUGUCUGCCACCGCCUCUCCGGAUGUGGAUAAGUUGAAGAAGUUGGUUCUUCAUAAUCCUGUUACUCUCACACUCACCGAGGAGGUGGAUGGCUCUGGUGAUACCAGCGUUGUCCCUAAGUCGGUUCAACAAUUUUCAGUUCAUUGCAAGAGUAAGGACAAGCUGCUGUAUAUGUUAUCAAUUCUGAAGUACGACCUCAUUCAAAAGAAGGCUAUCAUAUUUGUGAACACGAUUGAUACGGGAUUUAGGCUGAAACUUUUUUUGGAGCAGUUUGGAAUAAAGUCUGCUGUCUUGAACGGAGAGCUACCACAGAACUCCCGUCUGCACAUACUUCAGCAGUUCAAUGUUGGUUUAUUUGAGCACUUGAUAGCUACUGAUGAUGGGAAGUCCCUUCAACCCGUUAGCUCUACAAGCAAGGAAAGUAGCAGUACUAAGGAUUCUGAGGCAGAGCCAGUGGAGUCGAAGUCGUCCAAGAAAGCUGUUCGCGACACUGAAUUUGGAGUAGUUAGAGGUAUCGACUUUAAAAACGUGCGCACAGUAGUAAAUUAUGAUAUGCCUGAAACUGUAGCUGGAUACAUCCAUCGUAUUGGGCGAACUGGGCGCGCAGGAAAUGCCGGUAUAUCCCUUUCCCUUGUUCCUCCUGAAGAUGAGGAAAUUCUGAAGCAAAUCAAGGUUGAGUUAAGUGGGGUUGAUGAAGGCCAACAAAAUAACAAAGCGCUCAUUUCUCCUUUUCCUUUAUUGUCAAAAACUGCUGUAGAGUCCCUGCGUUACAGAGCAGAGGAUGUUAUGAGGAGUGUCACGAAAAUUGCUGUUAGGGAAGCUCGUGCCAAGGAGUUGCGAAUAGAGAUAUUAAAUUCUGAGCGCUUGAAAGCUCAUUUUGAGGACAACCCAACCGAUUUGGAGUUAUUGAAACAUGACAAGGUUUUGAGUAAGGUAGCGCCUGCAGCACAUUUGAAAACCGUACCAGAAUAUUUGCGAGAUCCAACAACCGAAGCAGCCAGCCGGGCUGUCAAUUUAGCAAGAGCAGCAAUGAAUCUUGCCCAAUCAAGCUUCGUCAAGAGGAAGAACAAAAGAGUGCGCGUUCAAGAUGCUCCUACCGCCUUCACGAAGAGUGCAAAGAGGCUGAAGAGGGAUGGCAGGAAAGGAGGCAAAAGUGAAGAUGGGAAGAGUAGAUCUCGGAAUGCUAGCAAGCACAAAAGACGAAAGAGGUAGACUGUCGUGUCUUAUCUCUGCAUAUGUUGUACUUCUUUUAGGAUAGUGGUUCCUGGCUACUCAAGAUCCUCAGAUUUUGUUUGAUUUUUGAUAAUUUAGGACCGAUCGUGAUUACUGUGUGCCACUUAGAAGAGACUGCAGAAGCUCUAUCCUGUCCUUUUCAAUAGAGGAGGUGCGUCUGUCUUUGAGAAAACUUGCCAAGUUUGCUCUCUCGGCUUGUGCCAUUUGUAUUGGCAAAAUUUAACUGCAGUUGAGUCGUGUAUAUACAAGUCUCCUCUUGCAGCUAUGGCAUACCAGUUAACUUCUUUUUA